Molecule: messenger RNA, 2093 nt
Organism: Carassius gibelio (silver crucian carp)
Lineage: Eukaryota; Metazoa; Chordata; Actinopteri; Cypriniformes; Cyprinidae
Gene: rbm24b
Product: RNA binding motif protein 24b
Exons: 5
Coding region: 185-931 (248 amino acids)
Cellular component (GO): cytosol
Molecular function (GO): mRNA 3'-UTR binding
Source: RefSeq, a predicted model, not a curated record
CGUUGACAUCUGUGGGCGUGGCUUGCGUCCGCGUGUGAGUGAGAGCCUCCAAAACCGAGCGGCUUGUUGAGUUUUGUCGCCUGACAGACGCGCUCGUUCGCUCCGGUUCUCUCUACCUCAUAUCAAAUCACCCGUGCUCUGUUCCUGCUGCUGAAACUUUGACCCUGUCUGAGUCGUCGUGAGGAUGCACAGCUCUCAGAAGGACACCACAUACACCAAGAUCUUCGUCGGAGGUCUUCCGUAUCACACCACCGACUCCAGCCUCAGGAAAUACUUCGAGGUGUUUGGAGAAAUCGAGGAAGCUGUUGUCAUUACUGACAGACAAACGGGGAAAUCCAGAGGCUAUGGAUUUGUGACGAUGUCCGAUCGAGCCGCGGCAGAAAGAGCCUGUAAAGACCCAAACCCCAUCAUAGACGGCAGGAAAGCCAACGUCAACCUGGCGUACCUCGGGGCUAAACCACGGAUCAUGCAGCCGGGGUUUUCAUUUGGUGUCCCCCAAAUACACCCUACCUUUAUCCAACGGCCUUAUGGAGAUAGUGAGGACGAUCAUUCCCCGUUACUGUAUCCUCCCCCUUUCCGCCAGGUUAUGAGGAUCCCCGCUCACUAUGUGUACCCGCAGGCGUUCGUUCAGCCCAGUGUGGUGAUCCCUCACGUCCAGCCGUCUGCAGCGUCGGCGGCGGCGUCCCCGUACCUGGAUUACACCGGAGCCGCGUACGCGCAGUACUCCGCCGCCGCCGCUACGAGCGCUGCAGCCGCCGCCGCGUACGAGCAGUACCCGUAUGCAGCGUCGCCGGCCGCAGCGGGUUACGUCACUGCCGCAGCGGGGUACGGUUACGUGCAGCAGCCGCUCGCUUCUCCUGCACCGGGAGCCGCAGCCGCCGCCUUCGCUCAGUAUCAGCCUCAACAGCUGCAGACGGACCGCAUGCAGUGACCGUUCCACACAAACCUACUGAUAUACCUUUUUUAUUCUUCUCUUUUAUUUGUAGUAUUUAAUAUUUAUUAUGGAGUAGAACACUGUAGUUUUAUAAUAAUAAUAUUGUUUAGUACUCACUCUUGUGUCAUUAAAAACCCUUGUAUUGCUUUUUUUUUUUUUUUUUUUUUUUAAUGGUUUUGUUGUUAAAGCACCAUCAAAUUGUUAAAAUUUCUGCUUUUGUGUCACAAGAUGUUUCGACCAGUGAAUUCGUUUUUAGGUGAGGUGUUUAUUUAAAGGAAUAGUUCACCCAGCAAUGAAAUUUGGAUGAGUUUGUUUCUUCGCAAAUGUAGCAUUGCAUCGCUUGCUCUGCAGUGAAUGGGUGCCGUCAGAAUGAGAGUCUGAUAAAAACAUCACAAUAAUCCACAGCACUCCAGUCCAUCAGUGAACAUCUGGAGAAGACAAAACCUGAAACACAUCCAGCAUUAAGAUGAUUUUAACUCAAACACAUAGAGUCUAUAAUCCAGAAUAACACUUCCUCCAGUGAACAAGUGUUCUGGUCUGAAUCAGGAGAGAAAUCUGCACAGAUCAAGCAGCGGUUAAUGUGUUAUUAUGAAUAAUGAACUUUUUUUUUUUUUGCCUGAGUGAACUAUUCCUUUAAAUGCAUCGCAGGCUAUACACCUGAUUAUUUUCAUAAACAGAAUAUAGUAUUGUUGGACACUUGUCUAAACAAAGUGCCUUCUAGGAUCACAGACCGUCAAGAAAUGAAGGAUUUGAUGUGUCUCUGUGUUCAGCGUCUACACCUCAGUGCCUUAAUACCACAAACUAACUGGUUUGUUUUAUAUUUAUUACUACAUUUUCAAAAAUAAAAGCUAUGUGCACUGUUGGAUUAAUGUGCCUUUAUUACGGUUUAUAGACGUUAAUGUCACUGAACUGGAUUUGUUGUGGCCUUUGUGUUAUUUCAUGUAAGUAACAUUUAUGAAGGAACAAAUCAUAUGUGCAUCUAUACAAUUUACGUCCAAGGAUUUGUGUUUUGAUGUAGUUUGCUCUUUGUUUGUACGGUCUGUUGAUGAAAAUACAUUGCAGAUUAUUAGAGUAUCACAUGGAAUAAGUAACAUUUGAUUUAAAAAAAAAGAAAGUGUAUCAGAUAAUUGUGAUGAUUUAUUAAAAAGUAUCUCAUCUC